AUGGACAUGUCAGGCAUGUCCUCGAGCUCGACCUCAGCCAGCGCGAGCACAUCCACCAGCAUGAGCAUGAUGACUAUGGAGAUGGUCUUUACCAACAGCCACACCACCCCUCUAUUCUCAUCCUCGUGGACGCCAAGCACCUCCGGCCAGUAUGCGGGCACAUGUAUUUUCCUGAUUGUCCUUGGCAUUAUCGGCCGAUGCCUGAUGGCGUUCAAAGCUAGCAUGGAGCGAAGGUGGCUAGCUAUCGCCCUUGACCGGCGAUAUGUGAUUGUCGCGGGCCAAAAGCCUGAAUCCGGCCUUGGCAAUAUGGAUCCAGAAAACAACAACAACAAUGACAAUGUCAAGACCGGAGUCCUCACAUGUCAAGGUGUCGAUGAGACGGUCCGAGUUGUGCGCCAAGUCGCGACAGAAACGCAGCCAUGGCGGCUUAGCGUUGACUUCCCUCGAGCGUGUCUGGCAUUUGUUGUCACUGGAGUAAGCUAUCUGCUGUAUGCCCACCCUCUCCCCAAGGACUACUGCAUGCCCCUCCUCUUUCUUCCCGUCCCAGGGCUAAUUGAAGAUCCACAGCAUGCUGGCGGUCAUGACGAUGAACGUGGGCUAUUUCAUGUCUGUGCUGGCAGGCGUAUUUCUCGGAGAGUUGGCCGUGGGCCGACACAUUGUGCACUGGAACGAGCAUUAGCAGCACAAAUUGAAUCGACCUGGAAAGAGCCCAUCGAAGGCUACUUGGUUGCCAAGCACCCAAGAUACAAGAUCUCUCAUAAGCCAAAACUCUCCCCCCAUGCACUUUCCACAGACCUUCAUCCAGUUGUAUCGCGUGUCUUGUCGUGCCUCUUUGCAUCAUCAGCAUCAGCAUCAUCAUACAUCAGCAUCAACAUGCGUGCCUUCUUCCUAAGUCUCGUUUCCCUGGCGUCCGUCGCGUCGGCCCAUUUCACUCUCAACUGGCCUGUUGCACGCGGUGCCAAUGAGGAUAACAUGCCAAACUUCCCCUGCGGCGGCUUCAACACCCCUUCAUCCAACCGCACCGUGAUCGCUCUCGACGCAGACUCUCUAGCCAUCGAUAUCACAUUUCAUCACACCAAAACUGCCGUCUCCUACCUCCUGGCCUUGGGCUCCGACCCCAGCACCAACUACAAUAUCACCCUAGGUCCGACGCUGGGUGCCACGGGUCUUGGAGAGUUCUGCCUGCCAAACAUUACGCUUGACUCGGCCAUCCUUGGUGUGAAUUUGACUGAUGGCCUGGAUGCGACUUUGCAGGUAGUCACUGACGGUGACACCGGUGGCGGUCUAUUCGCUUGCGCCGAUAUCACCUUCUCCUCGAGUACCAGCACAAACAAUCCCAGUCAAUGUGCAAAUAACACCGGUCUUACUGUAACGCCUUUCUCUGGAGCAGCCGCUACACGCAUUGCAAACUUGUCCGAAGCAGACGGUGCAGCGGCCUCGAGCACGUCAUCGAGCUCGGCCUCAAGCUCGACGGCAAGCUCCUCGACUAGCAGCCCGACCAGUGGCGCUGAUGUUUCCAUGCAAACUGCUAGCUGGGGCAUUUUCGGUGCUGUCUUUCUUAGCUGCCUUGCAGUUCUCUGA
Messenger RNA from Talaromyces atroroseus, 1581 nucleotides. RefSeq lists its product as hypothetical. NCBI's taxonomy places the organism in Eukaryota, Fungi, Ascomycota, Eurotiomycetes, Eurotiales, Trichocomaceae. Gene Ontology annotation, molecular function: copper ion transmembrane transporter activity. The record is from RefSeq and is a predicted model, not a curated record. The coding region runs from base 1 to 1581 and encodes 526 amino acids. Gene Ontology annotation, biological process: copper ion transmembrane transport. Gene Ontology annotation, cellular component: membrane. The transcript is spliced from 3 exons.